UUCACUCGGACUGUAUUGAGGUGCGCACAGCUAAUCAUGUGACCGUAAUACAGGAGAAGCUGCACUAAACAUCAUUUAAUUUACAAAUAUUACCUUUAUUUUGUGUGAUGAUAUAUUAAAAGCGUCAGAAAAUGCUGUUAGUUUUAUCUGAGGAACACAAGGAGCAUUUAGGUUUCUUAUCAGAAGUCGAUUCUGCGGUUGUUGGAGAGUUUGGCCGAAUUGCUGUGGAGUUUCUGAAAAAGGGCUCAAACCCUAAAAUCUUCGAGGGAGCGGCACGGAAGCUGAAUGUGCCAGCGCAGAGCGUCCAGCACGGGGUGGAGGGGUUGAUGUACCUCCUCACGGAGAGCGCCAAACUCAUGGUUUCGGAGGGGGAUUUCCAGGACUCAGUGCUGGUGUUGGGGUUCUCGGAGGAGCUCAAUCAGCUUCUUCUCCAGCUGUAUUUGGAGAACAGGAAGGAGAUUCGGCAGAUCCUGGGCAAACUCGCCCCCAGCCUCCCACAUUACCACAACCUGGAGUGGAGGCUCGACGUUCAGCUGUCCAGUCGGGCUCUUCGCCACCAGCUGAAGCCCAGCGUGACCCUGAAGCUGGUCCUGGAGGACGGGCCGGGUCUCAGGGCCCGUGUGCUUCAGACGGACCCCUCCACCCUGCAGAACCUCAUCCGGGAGCUGGAGCGAGCGCUGGCCGAGCUCAAGAGCAGCCACUGCAGACGAGUGCUGCGCAACAUCAAGUAGAGCGCACACACACACACACA
This is a messenger RNA of Rhinichthys klamathensis goyatoka, 751 nucleotides long. RefSeq names its product COMM domain containing 2 (gene commd2). The transcript is spliced from 5 exons. Lineage: Eukaryota; Metazoa; Chordata; Actinopteri; Cypriniformes; Leuciscidae. The record is from RefSeq and is a predicted model, not a curated record. Bases 132 to 731 code for a protein of 199 amino acids.